CCUAAGCCUAACAUAACCUCAAUAAUUACUGUUCAAGUGUUUAGACAAGCGGUCGGUAAACAAAGAAAAGGCUUCGGAAUCAGAAAUCAGAAUGUAUUCGGUUCCGUCACAGUCACAAGUUUUGCUUCUGGUCGUUUGUUAGUUGAAUAACGAGUUCGAAAUUCAAAGUUUAAGUCGUUCUAAGCCAGUCCGUUCUGUUACAAGUUCGUGUUUUUCAAGCGUUGUGCCUCUGAUCCUUGAAAAAGUGUCGGCUAAUUCAUAUGAGAUACUCAGUGCUCGUUGAUCAGUUCGAUUGCAGCCAUCCACGCACAUUCUCAUUCCUGGGUUGAUGUGGUUGCAGAAUUCAUAAGAACCUUUUUGUAAGAAGAAAAAAUUUUACUUCGGAAAAUGCAUUUUAUGAAGUCAUAAUCUGUUGAAUACUGAAAACCCCUAUUUCUGUAUCAGGAUUGUAGCAGCUUCCAAGAUCUCAAAUCACCAAAUUGGAUUUUGAAUGGAGAAUGCCGAAGCUAAAAAUCCAACUGGAAGAGCACUCUGCACUCAGCACACCCGAGGACUACAAUCCAGUGAUUCCACCGAACGAUAAAAGUGCGAAGGACCCCCUGGGAGACGUCUCGAGGAUUGAUUGCACGUGCCCUUCAAUGCAGGCCCCACCUGACGCGUGCACCAGCCCGGAGUCGAGCGUUAUGCCUGGCAACCCAUCUUCCCCGUCCGGAGGAAGUCACCCUCAAGAUUCCAACAAUACCCGACUUGCAUCAGUAGAAGAGACCCAAGACACCUCGCCCUCGUCCAUCUUGGAUUCGCCCUCCGCUCUUCCCCCCAAAAUUGAAUGCGAGGAUGAAAAAGAUUAUGCAAGUUGGACCAACCAGCUGCACACGAGCAUUGAAAUUAAGAGUGAACCCACCCCCCAGACGGAUGAGUCAGAACUCAGGUUGGGACGAGGAGGAGGAGAACACGAUUUGGAGAAUGAUAUUCGUGAUUUUGUCCCGAUGACAGCGCGAGUGAAAAGAGAGGAUAUGAGCUCUCCACUUCCCGACCAUUCUCAUGAAAGUUGGAUUGACCUGUCAGAAACGAAUAUCGAAAUCAAGAGCGAACCCCCUACCCAAACAAACGCGUCGGAAUCCAAGUUAGUCGAACAUAUUCGAACGCACGCUAGUGAGAACCCAUUCGCUUGCGGCGAGUGUUCGAGCCUUUUUUCUUCUGAAAGCGCUUUAACAACACACAUGCAAACGCACGAUGGCGAGAUACCAUUCAAUUACAGUCAUUGCUCCUCCUCAUCCAGUAUUGAAGAUAAUUUAAAGAAACACAUGCGAACGCAUACUGGUAAUGAGAAGCUACUUAGUUGCAAUCAUUGCUCCUCCUCUUUCAGUAGUAAAGACGAUUUAAAGAUGCACAUGCGAACGCACACUGGUGAGAAGCCAUUCAGUUGCAGUCAUUGCACGGCAUGCUUUUCUCACAAAAAGUCUUUAACGGCACAUGUUCGCAAGCAUACUGGUGAGAAAUCAUUCAGUUGCAGUCAUUGCACAGCAUGCUUUUCUCACAAAAAGUCUUUCACGGAACAUGUUCGCACAUAUACUGGUGAGAAACCAUUCAGUUGCAAUCAUUGCUCCUCUUCUUUCAGUAGAAAACACAAUUUAAAGAUGCACAUGCGAACGCAUACUGGUGAGAAACCAUUCAGUUGCAGUCAUUGCACAGCAUGCUUUUCUCACAAAAAGUCUUUAACGGAACAUGUUCGCACGCAUACCGGUGAGAAACCAUUCAGUUGCAAUCAUUGCUCCUCCUCUUUCAGUAUUAAAAAUAGUUUAAAGAAGCACAUGCGAACGCACACUGGUGAGAAACCAUUCAGUUGCAGUCAUUGCACGGCAUGUUUUUCUCACAAAAAGUCUUUAACGGAACAUGUUCGCACGCAUACUGGUGAGAAACCAUUCAGUUGCAGUCAUUGCACGGCAUGCUUUUCUGACAAAAGUAAUUUAUCAAAGCACAUACGGACGCAUACUGGUGAGAAACCAUUCAGUUGCAGUUAUUGCUCCUCCUCUUUCCUUAUGAAAAUUCAUUUAAAGAUUCACAUGCGAACGCAUACUGGUGAGAAACCAUUCAGUUGCAGUCAUUGCUCCGCUUCUUUUAGUAGGAAAGGCACUUUAAAGGUGCACAUGCGAACGCAUACUGGUGAGAAACCAUUCAGUUGCAGUCAUUGCUCCGCUUCUUUUAGUAGGAAAGGCACUUUAAAGGUGCACAUGCGAACGCAUACUGGUGAGAAACCAUUCAGUUGCAAUCAUUGCUCCUCCUCUUUCAGUAUUAAAAACAAUUUAAAGAUGCACAUGCGAACGCACACUCGUGCGAAACCAUUCAGUUGCAGUCAUUGCACGGCAUGCUUUUCUCACAAAAGGUCUUUAACGGCACAUGUUCGGAAGCAUACUGGUGAAAAACCAUUCAGUUGCAGUCAUUGCACGGCAUGCUUUGCUCAAAAGCAUACUUUGACGGAACAUGUUCGCACGCAUACUGGUUAGAAACCAUUCAGUUGCAGUUAUUGCUCCUCUUCUUUCAGUAAAAAAGGCAAUUUAAAGUCGCACAUGCGAACGCACACUGGUGAAAAACCAUUCAGUCGCAGUAAUUGUAUGGCAUGCUUUUCUCACAAAAAGUCUUUAACGGCACAUGUUCGCACGCAUACUGGUGAGAAACCAUUCAGUUGCAGCCAUUGCUCCUCUUCUUUCAGUAGGAAAGACACUUUAAAGAUGCACAUUUGAACGCACACUGGCGAGAAACCAUUCAGUUGCAGUCAUUGUUCGGCUUACUUCUCUAAAAAAAUCACUUUCAAGAGACAUUUGCGAAUGCAUUCUGGCGAAAAACCCUAGAGUUUUAGUCACUGCUCAUCUCCUUUUCGGCUACAAAGGCAUUUAACGGAGCAUACUGCGAUCAGAGACAAGAGACC
Bemisia tabaci is the source of this 2926-nucleotide messenger RNA. Lineage: Eukaryota; Metazoa; Arthropoda; Insecta; Hemiptera; Aleyrodidae. The record is from RefSeq and is a predicted model, not a curated record.